Messenger RNA from Rotaria sordida, 396 nucleotides. The record is from the annotation of a GenBank genome assembly. Lineage: Eukaryota; Metazoa; Rotifera; Eurotatoria; Philodinida; Philodinidae.
AUGUAUAAAUUAAUUUAUUAUUACUUUAUUGAAGCUAAAACGUUUAUUAUAGGUGUUGAUUUAUUUGCAAUAGAUCUUCGUUGUACACCACGUCAUAGAUGUUGUCCCAUGCGAAAAUAUCUAAAUCCUGAAUAUGAUUUAAAUAGUUUAACAGGUCGAUGUGUCCGUUUAUAUUUAAUUCGAUCGAGGGAUAUAACUGGUAUAAAAGGUAAAUUUAAAUUAAUAUUAGCUGGAAUCUAUGAAAUUAUAUGUCAUAUUAAACUGGAUAAGAAUAAUGAAUAUUUAACAUACUAUAAUGAAUGUUGUAGUAAAGAUCAUAAAGUAGAAAAAAGUGUGGAAUGUUAUUUUUAUGCUUUAGCUGAUUAUGGUCUUGAUUGUGAAUGUGAUUGGAAAUAA